AACUUGCAGUUUAGAUGAGCCUAUAAGACUGAGAUUCUAGUUUUGGCUCACUGUUACUCACUGUUCACUACUCACUAAUCCUCAGAAAUGUCUAAUGUACUCUGCAUAUUAGUUAUUGUACUAGUGCAUGUGGAGAGUACCUGGAUUCUGGCAAAUUGUCAUGAGCUAUGAGGCACUAAUUUGCUUGAAGAGUAAUAGCAUUAGCAAUAAAAUGAUAUGGCAUGCCAUUAAAUUACACCUCAUGCACUAUAGUAAUCUAAAGUUUACGUCUUACUAUUGUAAUAUUUAUAUUUUGUAUAUUUGUCUAAAUCGCAAUUGUACCGCUGAAUUGUUAAAUCCUGUCUGCACAUUUUGGCAGAAUUUUUUGAACAAAUAGGGAUUCACAGUGGACACUGGACCCUGACAUCAUGAGAGUUUUUCUUGUGUUUGAGGUUAUUUCAAGAGAAACAUUAACCCAAUGUGACAUUGUACACCACAGAGGUCAGUGCACUGUAUCUUUCCCCCCCAAAAAAAAUAAUUUAAUUUCAAAAGUGUUUAUCAUUUUCUUCAAAUGAUCAUCUGUCUGAUUGACGGGUGCCAAAUAUUGCAUCUACUAGUUGACUUGGACAGCAUAUGCGUCACGUAUACGCUGUUGUAUACACAUUUUAUGGCCUACAGAUAAGAUGGUUAUAGAUAAGCAGUCCAUAAUCUUAUACCCAUCACCCCUGACUCUUUACUGCCCUGCACAAGUGGGUGGUUUCUGUGUAUAUUGAAGGGGUGAAAGAAAGUAGGAGGGGGGCUGCAUGGUCCUCCCUCACCCCUUUUCCCUCCCUCACAUGUACCUUUAUCAGUGUGAGAUUGGCAGACACGUGGACAGUGAGUUGGUGACCAAAGAGAAGCAUGACUGAGUCCAAGUGUGAGCUUUUUACUGUGGCAAGUGCAGAGACAGGCCAGUGUCAGAAAGAGCAGGCUGCCCCCAUGGGUUUCUUCGAGCGCUAUGUACAGCCCUGCCUGGCUGAGCUCAUCGGCUCUGCUCUCUUCAUAUUUGUAGGGUGCGUGUCAGUCAUCGGUAAUGUGGAAAUCACCGGUAGUAUUCAGCCUGCUCUGGCACAUGGACUGGCCCUUGCUAUUGCUGUUUCACUGUUUGGAGAAAUCAGUGGGGGUCACUUUAAUCCAGCUGUGACGGUGUGUGUGUACCUUGUGGGAGGAAUGGAGCUGAUUCUUCUUGUUCCAUAUGUACUUGUGCAAAUAUUCGGUGGAAUGAUUGGGGCAGGUCUUGCCAAAGCCAUCUCCCCAGCUGAUAAAUUCAGUAAUGCAUCAGGGGCUGCGUUCACCGCUGUCAGUAGUAACGCUGAUGUAGGAGCUGCUACUGUGGCUGAAAUAGUGAUGACUCUCUUGACCAUGGUGGUCAGCAUGGGGGCUGUGAAUGGAAGGACACGUUGCCAGUUUGCUCCCUUCCUCAUCGGCUUAACAGUGACAGCGAACAUCCUGGCUGGAGGUAUGGUCUCAGGAGCAUGUAUGAAUCCAGCUCGAGCUUUCGGACCAGCUGUGGUGGCAAAUCAUUGGGCCUACCACUGGGUAUAUUGGAUUGGACCUAUGACUGGUGCUUUGCUCACUGUCUGCAUUGUCAGGUUGUUGAUGGGAGACAAGAAGACACGCAUUAUAUUUAAGUGAUUUGACAAAGUGACCGUUUGAUGAUACUGUCAAAAAACUCUGUUUAAUUUGACCUUGUUUGUCUAAUUUGUUUCUUUUUCUUCAUUAUUUUUCAAACAAGCUGACUGUAACAGACUAACAACUGCAUAUAAACUGUAUAAAGCUGUAUUGUAUUUCUUCCAAUCUGCUGUACAAAACAAAUCUUCUACCUGUUUAACAUUGUAUCUUCCUAUAUGGUGCAGUAUCAUGUAUAAAAUAAAAUGUUUUUCAUAUGUUUGAUAAUAA
Molecule: messenger RNA, 1917 nt
Organism: Silurus meridionalis
Lineage: Eukaryota; Metazoa; Chordata; Actinopteri; Siluriformes; Siluridae
Gene: aqp8a.1
Product: aquaporin 8a, tandem duplicate 1
Biological process (GO): water transport; transmembrane transport
Cellular component (GO): plasma membrane
Molecular function (GO): water channel activity
Source: RefSeq, a predicted model, not a curated record